UACGUCAUUCGCAUCAAGGUCAAAGUUCAUCGUUGACGCAGGCGGACUUGUGGUGGUUGAAAGCUUCGCGGGAAACGUCCCGAAACAAACGACGGUUUGAGCAGCGGCGCGCGAGCUUUUCACGUUAGAACGAGGGAUUCGAGUCACGUUAACUACGCGCGCUGACAUCUACCGGAGACUCGACCGGGGGGAAACGGAGUGGUUCGGGAGAAAUGGCGGAAAGGCCCGAAGACCUAAAUCUUCCCAACGCGGUGAUCACCCGCAUCAUCAAGGAGGCGCUCCCAGAUGGGGUGAACGUGUCCAAAGAAGCUCGCAGAGCCAUCUCUCAGGCAGCCAGCGUGUUUGUGUUGUAUGCAACCUCCUGUGCGAACAACUUUGCCAUGAAGGCUAAAAGGAAAACUCUGAACGCGGGAGACGUUCUGGCUGCCAUGGAGGAGAUGGAGUUCGAGCGGUUCAUGGAGCCUCUCAGGGAAGCUCUGGAAGUCUAUAAGAAGGACCAGAAGGGAAAGAAGGAGGUUUCUGAGCAGAAACGCAAAGAUAAAGAAAAAAAGGUUGAUUCUGAGAAUGACAAGAGCAGAGAGGAUGACGAGGCUGAUGAAGAGGAGCAGCAGCAAUGCAUGGAGGAGGAGCCUGAAGAGGAGGUGGAGAACUGAGGACUCCACCCACAUCUUUGGGUAGCUGAUGUUAGACCGGACACACACCCGUCCAAACUCGCAGGAAACAGUCGGCCCGUUUCUUUAUGGGCCUAACGUUUGAGACUUUUGAUCCUGCACCAGGUCACCAUCCAUUCUGACUCGUAGGUUCCCCUCAAACUUCUGUGGUUGAUUUUGGACCUCUGAUAUCAGAGUGAAGACUUUCACUGGGUUCUGUUUUAGAAUGAAAUCCCAGUUUUUUUCUUUACCAUUUGUACUGUUGUAGUCAUUUAUUACAAAAGUCCUUCAAUAAAAGUUUGUAAUGAAACCUUCA
Messenger RNA from Nothobranchius furzeri (turquoise killifish), 966 nucleotides. RefSeq names its product polymerase (DNA directed), epsilon 3 (p17 subunit) (gene pole3). The record is from RefSeq and is a predicted model, not a curated record. Gene Ontology annotation, cellular component: CHRAC; epsilon DNA polymerase complex. NCBI's taxonomy places the organism in Eukaryota, Metazoa, Chordata, Actinopteri, Cyprinodontiformes, Nothobranchiidae. Gene Ontology annotation, molecular function: chromatin DNA binding; protein heterodimerization activity. Gene Ontology annotation, biological process: heterochromatin formation; leading strand elongation; DNA damage response.